This is a messenger RNA of Cladophialophora psammophila CBS 110553, 2379 nucleotides long. Its product is annotated as ubiquitin thiolesterase. Gene Ontology annotation, molecular function: cysteine-type deubiquitinase activity; protein binding; zinc ion binding. Gene Ontology annotation, biological process: protein deubiquitination. The coding region runs from base 1 to 2379 and encodes 792 amino acids. NCBI's taxonomy places the organism in Eukaryota, Fungi, Ascomycota, Eurotiomycetes, Chaetothyriales, Herpotrichiellaceae. The record is from RefSeq and is a predicted model, not a curated record. The transcript has a single exon.
AUGGAGUGUCGGCAUGCUCAUCUAGACACUCUCCACCCCCCAAGACCUAACCAGAGUGUCUACCGCGAAGACUGCACCCAGUGUUUCGAUUCCAUAGACGAUGAAGCUGGCCUCGACGUCUGCCUGCAUUGCUUCAAUGGUGGCUGCGCUGGCGAUCGCAAUCACUCUCAGAUGCACUACUCAUCUACAGACCAUCCACUGGUGCUAAACAUCAAACGAACCCGGAAACAGGUCCAAAGAGACGAACCCCCUCCAAAGCUUACCAAACUCGCCAUCGCCGCCGAGACAGAGGAGGACAAAUAUGAUACAGUCACAAGAGUCAAGUGCUAUGCCUGCCAAAUGCAAGAUGUGAAUAAGAACUCGGGCAAUCUUCCUUCAGUUGUGGACGGAGUCAUGAAGGCCAUGACCUUUGCCAAAUCGGAAGAAGUCAAGGCAUGGGAGCAAGAGUUUACGCCAUGUGAACAUACACUCUGUCUAAAGCAAAAACCUAGGCGAAAAAUCGAAUCACAAAACCUGGGCUCAUGUUCCAUGUGCAAUUUGAAGGAGAACCUGUGGCUCUGCCUGGAAUGUGGCAACCUGGGAUGUGGUCGUGCACAGUUUGGUGGCAUUGGUGGCAACUCCCACGGUCUGGGUCAUGCAACGGAGACUGGUCAUGCUGUAGCCGUCAAGCUCGGUUCCAUCACUCCAGAAGGUAGUGCCGACGUCUAUUGCUACCAGUGUAAUGAGGAACGAGUCGACAUUGAGCUCGCCAAACAUCUUGCUCACUGGGGCAUCAACAUCGCUGAACGGGAAAAAACCGAAAAGAGUCUGAUGGAGAUGCAGGUCGAGCAGAAUCUGAAAUGGGACUUCUCCAUGACAACGGAGGAUGGUAAGGAGCUAUCUCCACUCUUCGGCCCGGGUUUUACAGGUCUGAAGAAUAUCGGCAACAGUUGCUACCUUGCAAGCACUGUCCAAUGCUUGUUCGCAUUACCAGAUUUUCAACAGCGAUAUUACCACCCUGAAGAGCCACCUCCAGCCACUGAGCUCCCUGCCGAAGACUUAGAGACGCAACUGCGGAAGCUCGCCGACGGUAUACUCUCCGGCCGCUAUUCUCGCCCCGAAAACAACGUUCAUUCCGCUUCCGACAACCCAGAAGUGCCACAUCAGAAGGGUCUCUCCCCUGCCAUGUUCAAACAUUUAAUCGGACGAGGACACGAGGAGUUCUCGACCAUGAGACAACAAGAUGCCUUUGAAUUGCUGCUCCAUCUCUUCAAGCUCAUCAACAUCUCCAACGGCUCUCGUCCUUCAGAAGACCCUGUUCAGUCAUUUCGCUUCGCACUGGAGCAACGCUUGCAGUGCCUGAACUGCAAGCGAGUGCGAUAUAGGACUGAUGAGCAAGACAAUAUCUCCAUUCCUGUGCCGGUCCGGAGGAAACCGGCAGUCAACGGUGACGGUGGAACAGCAGAUACAGUGAAGGGUGCCGAAUUCGAGCCUGUUUCACUCAAGGAAUGCCUAAACAUCUUCACGGCUUCCACUUCCGUGGAAUUGACCUGCCCUGCUUGUGGCUCAAAGGCUGGAUUUUCGAAGUCAUCCAAGUUCAAGACGUUCCCUCGCAAUCUUGUAAUUAAUCCUCUUCGCUUCGAAAUCAUCAAUUGGGUGCCUACCAAACUCGAUGUCCCUGUUCAGGUGCCAGAUGAACCGUUCGACUUGAGUACGUACAAAUCUGAGGGAUUGCAACCCGGCGAAGAGGAAUUGCCUGAAGAUGCAGACGUGGGACAGACUAAAUUGUCUUCGGUCGCAUUCGUCCCGAACGAGGCAGCCCUCGAGCAACUUGCGUCAAUGGGAUUUCCUCUAGUACGAUGCGAAAAAGCACUACACGCCACGGGCAACGCAGACGCCGAGGCAGCCAUGAAUUGGCUGUUUUCGCAUAUGGAUGACCCCGACAUCGACGAACCUUUAAAUAUUGGCAGUGGCGGUGGUGGUGUUUCAGGCGACGAUGCUGACAAGAUUGCUCAGCUUGGGGAUAUGGGGAUUAGUGUGCCACAGGCGCGGAAAGCUUUACGAGAAUGCAAUGGGGAUGUCAACCGAGCUCUAGACUGGGUUUUCAGCCACCCAGAUGACCAAGGAGAUUUCAGUGAUGAUGUGCCUACCGCUCCCAGUCAACCAAAGGCGCUGCCCGGCAGUGAUCAGCUACCCGCCAAGUUUGAACUCCAGAGUAUUGUCUGCCAUAAAGGUGCCAGCAUUCACGCCGGUCAUUAUGUAGCAUUCAUUCGGAAGGCGAUUCCAGGCGAAGGUAAGGAAAGACAGUGGGUACUUUUCAAUGACGAGAAGGUCGUCAAGGCGGUGGACGUGGACGAAAUGAAGAAAUUCGCAUACAUCUACUUUUUCCGCAUGACAUGA